Adelges cooleyi (spruce gall adelgid) is the source of this 5240-nucleotide messenger RNA. RefSeq names its product histone-lysine N-methyltransferase ASH1L (gene ash1). NCBI's taxonomy places the organism in Eukaryota, Metazoa, Arthropoda, Insecta, Hemiptera, Adelgidae. Gene Ontology annotation, molecular function: protein binding; chromatin binding; histone methyltransferase activity. Gene Ontology annotation, cellular component: nucleus. The transcript is spliced from 3 exons. The record is from RefSeq and is a predicted model, not a curated record. Bases 445 to 4983 code for a protein of 1512 amino acids.
AAAAUUGUCACAUUAUUUUCAUUAUUUUAUCAAUUAUGAAAACUAAAUUUAUAUCCAUAUCGUUGAGUACUCAACGAGUAUUUUUUUUUUAAUUCAUUUGAAAUUCGCAACAGUUAUUAACAAGUGACAACCGUUUUUAAAGGUUGUUUAGAACGAGAUAAGAUAAGAUGGAAUAAUACAAUUUCAUACCAUUGAGACGCGACGCGUAUCGCCAUUUCUGAACCCGAAUUACUGAUAACAGGUUAUGCUGAGAUUGUGAUUGUCGACUGAAAUUAUGUAUUAAGACAACACUGAAGCAGUAAGUUCAUCAAAAGCAUUUUUUGUAACCAAAAUUUCAUAUAUUUUUGUGCCAUUUAUCAAUUUUAAUAAAUUAUUGGUUAUUAUAAGAACACAUAAUAUAUUUAAACAAACCUUAUAGAUUGUAUUGUAAAUUAUGAUUGUACUAUGAUUUUGUUAAACAACCCAACAACAAUGAACAGUUCCGGUCAAAGUAACGAGUCCGUAAGUAAAGUGUGUGGCGAUCUUCUAAGUAGUUCGGCAUGGAGUGCAGUUAUACAUCAACCCGCACAUGAUUCGGACUUGGAAGACUUACCGUCCACGGUAGAUAUGGACGCUAUUAAAAAUCCGAUAUCAACACCACACAAUACAAUAAGUAGCCAAGUCGCUGAUUCUUCUGAGUCGGACUCAGAGUCUGAAUCUGAAUCGGAAAAAGAAGAAAAAUAUUGCACUAAAAAAUUUGGAUAUUCGUCUGUGGAUGAUGAUAAUAUUGACGAUUCGUCAGAUACUUCGUUGUCAUCAUAUAUGCCUUGGUCGAAAAGAAAAGCUUUAGAUAAACAAAAAAAAAGUAAAGAUUCCCAUGAUUCAAGUUCGAGUUCUAGUGACGAAUCGAGUUCAUCAUCGAAAUCAACAAAUUUUCCAAUCAAACAGUCGGUGGUCUAUGAACGCACAUCUAGUGAAGCAUCGAAAAAGAAAGACUAUUGGCAAGAUGAAACGAAAAAAACAUAUUCUUCCAGUUCAGAUCUUGAUAAACUAGAAAGCAUAGAUUCUGAACAUUUACAAGUUAUCAAUCAAGAAGAUUUAGCAGAAAUAUUAUCUGAUGUUGAAAACCAAAAUUUUUCUAAUUGUUUUGAUGAUGUCCAGCCAAAAAAUUUAAGUGACAGUAGUGAUUCUAGUGACACUGAUAUUAAAGAUCAAGUAGUGAACGACGCAAUUAUUCGUUUAGAUAAUACAUCAGAAGAUGAAACUGAAAAACCUCCUUAUUCAUCGAAGUUGUUAGAAGAAUUUGUUGAAAAGACCGAAGGUAUGACACAACGACCAAAUCCUAAAACACGUGCGAGUUUAUCAGAAAAAAAAGUUACAAUUGAAAAACAAAAAGAAAAUUUAGUUAAAAGAGGCAGAGGUAGGCCAAAAGGUUCAAGCAAAGGACGAGUGAAUUCGCAAAUUAUAUUACCCAAAUUGUCGGCCAAUUUCAAGCGUGGACCCGGUAGACCGAAAAAAAUGCCUCCUCUGUUAGAACCAAACAGUCCAACGGUUAAAAUUAUAGAAACUGAAACUCCAAAAAAAAUUGUAAUUGAUAUUGAAAAGAAAAAGAAAAAACAUAAAAAGAAAAAGAAGAAGAAGAAGAAACACAAGAAACCAGCGAGUCCUAAAUUUAUUGCAGAAAUGGAAAAUCUCGUUGCCUUAUGUAUUCAGUGUUUAAACAUUUCCAAAAUACCUGAUAGUAUUAGAGGAAAAUCCAGUUCAUUAAAAUCUAAGCAAAGGGACAGAUCUAGUAAAAAAAGAAAACUGGAAAAGACAAGUUAUAGCGAUAACGAUAUUGACAAAAAAAGAAAAAAAGGUGGAUCCCCGGACACGUCGAGAGAUUCGGAAACCACUAACGAUCAAAGGUUGCCUUUAAAAAAGCGUCAUUAUCAUAUAACAUCGUCGACUGGUAUUGAAGUAGCAUAUUUGGAUGAUGUAUCUAGAGAUGAAAAUUCAGGAAGUAGUGAACUAGAUAAUAAGAGAGUAAAACCGCUGAAAGUAAAAUCAGAAACUAAGAAAAAAUCUGGCUUACGGAGUAACUCUGCUAUACCUGAAGUGAAAACUAAAGAAAAUGAAAAAAAGGAAGAACCCAAACCUAAGAAGAAACCGCCUGCAGGAAUAUUUGUACCGACCGUUGAAAUGCCGAGUUUACAAUUAAAGAAAAAAGUAGACGAUAAAAAAUUAAACGACAGUGUUAAAAAGUUGAAGACUAUUAAGUCUGGAAAAGAAAGUCCACUUGGAAAGUUGAAGAAGAGGAAAAAGUGUAUUAACCGUACUGGUUUUCCGAUGAAAAAAAAGAAAAAAAAGCGCAUAGAAAAUGCAGCAGUUUCCGAAGACGUACACACCAAACUAAAAGUUAUCGAUACUCAUCCAACAAAAAGUGAAUUAACCGAACCCGAAAGAAGAAGUAGUCGAGCAGUCGUUCUCAACAAAUUAAAAGUAAAAAAGAAAGACGAGAAAGAAGACAGCGACGCGUCCAAUGUUAGUAUACCAAAAAAGGUAAAAUUAGAUCAACAAGAUGUCAAGCCACAGAAAAAAAAGCUGGAUAAAAAACACACUAUCCAAUCUUGGAACUACAGGAAGUUAAAAACAAAUGUGUACUAUGAUUUUAAGCCAGUUUGCACUUACGAAGCACAAACCUGUAACUGUAAAGUUCCAACAGAAGGUAAAGGGUGCACCGAUGACUGUUUAAAUAGAAUGAUAUUUGCCGAGUGUUCACAGGAUCUUUGUCCAUGUAAAGAAAAAUGUUCAAAUCAACGUCUUCAAAAGCAUGAAUGGGCGCCUGGUUUGGUUAAAUUCAUGACAGAAGAAAAAGGAUGGGGUAUUAAAACUACCCAAGAAGUUAAAAAUGGUGAACUUCUAUUGGAGUAUGUCGGUGAAGUGGUCAGUGAACAAACGUUUAAAGACCGCAUGACUUCGAUUUAUAAGAGCGACGUCCAUCAUUAUUGUUUAAAACUAGACGGAGGAUCUGUAAUCGACGGCCAUAGAAUGGGAGGCGAAGCGAGAUUUGUUAAUCAUUCUUGUGAGCCCAAUUGCGAAAUGCAAAAAUGGAGUGUAAAUGGACUAUUUCGCAUGGCAUUGUUCGCUCUCCGUGACAUACAACCUGACGAAGAGCUGUGCUAUGAUUAUAACUUUUCGUUAUUUAAUCCCGAUGAAGGACAGUCAUGUAAGUGUAACUCUCCUAAUUGUAGAGGCGUCAUCGGGGGAAAAUCUCAAAGAAUAUUGUUACGAUCCCCUAGUAUCAUGACAAAUUUACCGUCAAAUAGAAAUCGUUCUAGGAAAGCGGCUCCAAACACAAAUACAUCACCGAAAAAAUCUACUUCUAUUGUUAGUAUUCAGCAAAAACUUGUUUCUAACGCUCCUAUAGUAAUUAAUCAAGAAGAAAAGGAAUUGAUUUUCCUGUAUAAAGUAUGUUUGUACAGAAAUAUUAUGAAAAUAGAUAAAAUACGAGCAAAACGGAGAGGUAAAGAAAAUAAACCCAAACAUCCUGAAGUUUUUAGAGCGCAAAUGAACGCUCUCACUAAUAGUUAUUCGGUUAGAACUAGAAGAUUAGCAACCGCUCAAAAUGAUCCGGAGAUGGAGAAAAAAGCAAAACUAGCUACUAUUUUUAAACAGUUAUACGAUAAAAUUAGUAACUCCAAAGAGGAAACCGGUGAGUUACUUGCCACGCCGUUUGUGGUAUUACCAUCAAAACGCAAAUUUCCAAGUUAUUAUCAAAAAGUCCAAGAGCCUAUUGAUUUGAUGACUAUCGGUAAUAAUAUUGAGAGUGGUGCUUAUGAUACAGUUAUGAGUUUUGAUUCAGAUAUUUUAAAAUUGCUUACAAAUAAUAUCAAAUAUUAUGGACGAACUUCGGAUUUAGGAGUUCUGUCUACACGAUUAAGAAAAAUUUAUAAUUUAGCAAAAGUCGAGUUUGUACCGAAAAUCGAAGAAAUAUUAGAGAAACCAGUUCCAGAAGCAUUCAUAGCAGAAAAAAAUAAUCCCGGAGGAGACCAAGACGACGUGGUGAGGUGUAUUUGUGGUUUGCACGAAGAAGAAGGUCUCAUGAUUCAGUGUGAACGUUGUCUAGUAUGGCAGCAUUGUGACUGUAUAAAGGCCGAUCCAGGCAAAGUCGAUAAUUACUUAUGUGAGCGAUGCGAUCAUCGUCAAGUCGAUUAUGAAAUACCGUUGCCGACUCCACCAAGCUACGCAGAAUCAAAUGAAGCACACUACUUAACAUUAAUGCGAGAAGAUUUACAAGUCCGUGUGAACGACACAGUUUAUGUUCUUAGAGACAUAGUAAAUCCUGAAACCGGUAAAUCACAUUCUUUCAAAACGAUUAAACACUUUAAAUAUUCAGAUUGUGAUAUAUUUAGAGUCGAAAAACUUUGGAAAAACGAAGGGGGCGAACGCUUUUCUUUUGGUCAUCAUUACUUGAGACCACACGAAACUUACCACGAGCCUACUAGAAAAUUUUAUCCUAAUGAAGUCGUCAGAGUUCCUAUUUAUGAAAAGAUCUCUUUGGAUCUUAUCAUGGGAAGAUGCUGGGUUCUCGAUCCGUCAACGUACAGUAAGGGCUAUCCUAUUGGUGCCGACCAUGAACACUUAUACAUAUGCGAGUAUAGAGUCGAUAAAGGAGCACGGAUGUUUGCCAAAAUGAACAAAUCGAAAAAUCCACCAAUUUGUACAAAGAGUUAUGCUUUUGAAAAGUAUGACCAAAAAUUAAAACUAUCCAGAACUUUUGCUCCUCAUGGUCUUAUGGUGAAAGUAUCAAACAGUACAGUGACAGCUCGGCCUAAACACUCUGAGGCCAUUCAAACAGCUAAAAAAUUAUCAAAGGCCCAAGUUUCAAUUAAGAAACAAAGGUUAGACACGCUUUUGUUAAAACUAUUGAGUUCGCUGCCUGAAGAAGAUAAAGUUGAUAUGACAUAUUUAUUAGAACCCGGAAGGAGACAUCGGAAAAAGCCUUCAUUUCUGGAACUUUGAUAUUGAGUAUUAUUAUAUUGUUAAAAUAUUUGUUUUGAUUAAUUGUAACGACAAAUUGUAAAGUAUGUUAAAUUUUAAACUGUUCAGUUCACUUUUUAUUUUGUAUAUAUUUCUACAUGUAUAAUGAAGUUACUAAUGUUUUAUCUUGAGCACUCUUUACAUCUUUAUUAUGACAUUAAUUAUUAGCCUUAGCUUAUGUGUAUUUUUCUAGUUUAUUUGUUAAGCUUAAAUAUAUUACAUAAAAUUUGUUUUAAAUA